Molecule: messenger RNA, 1985 nt
Organism: Aspergillus ochraceoroseus IBT 24754
Lineage: Eukaryota; Fungi; Ascomycota; Eurotiomycetes; Eurotiales; Aspergillaceae
Product: glycosyltransferase family 15 protein
Exons: 4
Coding region: 139-1539 (466 amino acids)
Biological process (GO): protein O-linked glycosylation; cell wall mannoprotein biosynthetic process; protein N-linked glycosylation
Cellular component (GO): Golgi apparatus; membrane
Molecular function (GO): alpha-1,2-mannosyltransferase activity
Source: RefSeq, a predicted model, not a curated record
GAGUCGAACCCGAUUCCCAGGUUUUCUAGGUAUCGUUCUGGCUGCCAUUGGCUUAGUAGUGGCUGCUGUUCGCUUUUUGCGAUAGGCUCUUAUUUUCCCUCGUGUGAUUCUGUAGCUCGGCAGCACGUCCUCUUCACGAUGUCGCCUGGCCAGGAAAAGUAUAUCCGAUAUCUUUUGUUCGCGGUGGCGGGAGUCGCACUAUUCUUCUACUUCACGAGAGGCUCGCUCCCCAUUCCCGACAAUUUCGCAACGAAAACGGGCUAUGCGGCCGCGAAAUCCCCAGCGAACCUUUCUCCGCAUUCUCUCCAAGAUCCGACAUCACCGGAGGACUCCCUGGAAGAACCCGAAGUGACAUAUGCAAGUGAUGUUUUGAAAUUCGCCGCCACCCACCCCGGUGGUCGAACGAAUGCGACUUUUGUGACCCUCGCAAAGAAUUCUGACUUGUGGGAGAUUGCCAAAUCUAUUCGACAGGUGGAGGGCCGUUUCAAUCACAAGUUUCACUAUGACUGGGUCUUUUUGAACGACCAGCCGUUCGACGACGACUUCAAACGGAUCACUACCUCCCUAGUGUCCGGAACUACAUACUAUGGAGAGAUUCCGGAGGAGCAUUGGUCAUACCCCGACUGGAUUGAUCAGGAUAAGGCGAGCCGGGUACGAGAGGAGAUGCAGAAUAAGAGGAUCAUCUACGGGAACUCCGAGAGUUACCGGCACAUGUGUCGCUACGAGUCUGGAUUUUUCUUCCGCCAUCCAUUGUUGAAAGACUAUGAGUUCUACUGGCGAGUGGAGCCUAGCAUCGAACUCUUCUGCGACAUUCCUUACGACCCAUUCCUCUACAUGAAGGAGAACGACAAGAAGUAUAGCUUUGUGAUGAGCAUGUAUGAGUAUUACGACACAAUUCCAACUCUCUGGCCAACAGUGAAGAAGUUCGCUGCCGAUUAUCCUGAGUAUAUCGCAGAGGGAAACUCUAUUGACUUUUUGAGCGACGACGGAGGCAAAACAUUCAACAAGUGUCACUUUUGGUCGAAUUUCGAAAUUGGAAGCCUGGACUGGUUGAGAUCCAAGGAAUAUCUGGAGUACUUCGAAGCACUUGACCGAGGGGGUGGAUUUUUCUAUGAGCGAUGGGGUGAUGCUCCCAUCCAUUCAAUCGCUGCCGGAUUGAUGCUUAAGAAGGAACAAAUCCAUUUCUGGAAUGAAAUUUCUUACUACCACAUUCCAUUCACCCAUUGCCCCCUCGAUGACCGAUUGAGGACGGAACUUCAAUGUACCUGCGACCCUAAGCUUACUUUUGACUGGAGGGCCACCUCUUGCCUGUCCCGUUACUAUGAGAUUAACCACAUCCCGAAACCGCCCGGGGUCGACCAUUAUAGUCCACUAGCGGUGCUGGGAGGAGUAAUCCUCUCAGCAGCCCUUGUUGGGAUCUUGGUCAUUGCCGUUAGCCCCCGUUCUCGAGGGUUUGUCCUUCACAAAACACGGCGCUUCCUUCUGGAAGCUCAAGCUCUCUGGGAAGAAUAUAGGAGAGACAGACUCGCAAAAUCAUGAGCGAGAAUACACACCUACUAUGUUAAGGGGAAUGCAACAUUCUCACCAUGUACAUCAUCAUCCACACCAUACAUACAUACACUGAACAUCCCGACAUAAUCAAAAUUCGGUGGGAGGAUUUUGUUUUUCUUGUUUUUACGAAGUAUUCGGAGCUUGGCGCCAUUGGUACAUUCCUAUUUCCAUUUUUAUUUCUUUCACAGUGACUGGCUGGCGUCCGUGGGAUUUUAGGGUUCGGGCAUUCAGGUGUCGAGACUCCGGCGUUAUCUCUGCAUCAAAAGGGUGUUCGGUCUGAAUUCACACCUGCGUUUUAUAGAUACCUAUAUUUGUACAUAUGUAUAUGUAUGAUCUGAGGGAGCUAGGUUAUUCCAAACCGUGCCCAAGAAACGAAAGAAAAAAAGAGAUUCGACAAGAAAUAUUUAUUUAGUACAAUCAUCCGAUGGGAGUAA